UACGUUUGGCGGUUAAGCUCUUAGUUUGAUAUAUUGCCGUCAAUCGUAACUAUACCUAAAUAACCGAAAAGACUGUGGAGUAAACCCUUCGUUAUGUAUGUGGUGUUAUAUUGUGGUAACACGUGGGCGGAAGUGACCCUGUGUUUGUGUGCCGUCUGGUAUUCAGAUUGAAAUGUUGCUGCUCGUUACAUGGCACUUUUCCUCAAAGUUUUCCGCCUCAACUAAUGACAAUGAGUAAUGGUUCAAAUCAGAAGACGUUGUUCCAGACUUGGGGUGCAUCCGUCCCUCAAAACAAAGUUGUUCAACCGAAAAAAGAUGCCAAGAAAGCCGGUGGACGGCGUAAAACAGCCCCAAGCAACACAGCGCAGGUAGCUACAACAUACCCUCCUCAAAACCCUCUAUGGGCUCAAAUAGGUCAUGGGUCUUCAUACGGGACAGAGAACCAGGUGAGGACAGAGGACCCUGCACCUGCGUAUGAAGAUGAUUUUGACGACGAUGAUCUGAUGGUGGUCGCUGUUUAUGAAGCUGAAAAGAGCCUACAUCAUGAUAAUGCAAACCCUAUUCAAUAUCACAACCCUGUAGGAUCAGAGAGCACUGCCCUCUCUCCCAUACCGUCAGGUGGGCAGAUAUAUCCAGACUUCCCUGGCUUUGACAGCUCCUCAGCUAAGGUAUGGAUUUACCCCACCAACUAUCCCAUAAGGGAGUACCAGCUGAAGAUAUCAGAGGCUGCUCUGUUUCAAAACACACUGGUGUGUCUUCCCACUGGUCUGGGAAAGACUUUUAUAGCUGCUGUGGUUAUGUACAACUUCUACCGCUGGUAUCCAUCGGGGAAGAUUGUAUUCAUGGCUCCCACCAAACCUCUGGUGGCACAGCAGAUCGAGGCCUGUUAUAAAGUGAUGGGGAUCCCACAGGCACACAUGGCUGAGCUGACCGGCAGCACAGCAGCAAAGCACAGACAGGAGGUGUGGAGGACCAAGCGCGUCUUCUUCCUCACCCCUCAGGUCAUGGUGAACGAUCUGUCCAGAGACACCUGCCCGGCCAAGCAGAUCAAGUGUGUGGUGAUCGAUGAAGCCCACAAGGCGCUGGGCAACCAUGCCUACUGUCAGGUCAUCAGACAACUCGGCAGCCAGACUCUGCAAUUCCGCAUCCUGGCCCUUAGUGCAACUCCAGGGGGAGAUACAAAGGCGGUGCAGACAGUGAUCUCUAAUUUGCUCAUCUCCCACAUUGAGCUGCGUUCAGAAGAGAGCCCAGACAUCCAGGCCCAUUCCCACCAGCGCAGUGUGGAGAAAGUGGUGGUUCCUCUGGGAGACGCCCUUUCUGCUCACCAGGCACGCUACCUGCAGGUGCUGGACAAAUUCAUGUCUCGUCUAGUCCAGAACCGGGUGAUGGCUCUCAAAGACCUGCGGUCUCUCAGCAAAUACCAGAUCAUCCUCGCGAGGGACCAGUUCCGCAAGAACCCACCGCCAUACAUCAAGGCUCCACAGCAGGGAAUGCUGGAGGGCGACUUUGCCCUUUGCAUCAGCAUGUACCACGGCUACGAGCUGCUGAUGCAGAUGGGACUCCGAUCGCUCUUCUUUUACAUCCAGGGAAUCAUGGACGGAUCCAGAGAGAUGUCCAGGGCCAGAAAUGAGCUGCAGAGGACUCCCACCUUCGUGGACCUUUACCAUGAGAUGGAAGCAAUGUUCGUGAAGCCAUCAGCUGGUCCAGAUGAGCCAUUUAUUUACAGUCACCCCAAACUGAAGAAACUGGAUGAGGUGGUGCUGCAGCAUUUCACACGGUGGGCCGAGAGUUCAGCAGACAAUAAUGGUCCUCAGGAAGUGAGCACACGUGCGAUGAUCUUUUCAUCGUUCCGUGAGAGCGUACAGGAGAUCGCAGACAUGUUGAACCACCAUGCUCCACUGAUAAGGGUCAUGACCUUUAUGGGCCAGGCCUCAGCCGGGAAGGGAGUCAAAGGCUUCACCCAAAAGGAACAACUGGAGGUGGUGUCCAAGUUCCGUCAGGGAGGCUUCAACACACUGGUGUCGACCUGUGUCGGGGAGGAGGGGUUGGACAUCGGAGAGGUGGACCUCAUUGUUUGCUUCGAUGCGCAGAAGAAUCCCAUCCGCCUGGUGCAGCGAAUGGGACGUACUGGACGCAAACGGCAGGGACGAAUUGUUGUCAUCCUGGCUGAGGGACGCGAGGAGAGGAUCUACAACCAGAGCCAGAGCAACAAGCGCAGCGUGGACAAGUCCAUUAUCGGCAACAGAAGAGGGUUCCACAUGUACCCCAACAGUCCCCGCAUGCUGCCCGAGGGGCUGAACCCCACCCUGCAUAAGAUGCACAUUACCUCUGGCCAGUUUGACCAUCGGGAGAGCAACAGGCGGUCUGUCAGGGCUCGGCGGUCCCACUCGGAGGGAUGGGCCUCGCUCAUCCAUCCUCAAAAUCUGAUUCGGCAGAGCAACACGACGUCAGACGGGUUUCUGAGCAGUACUGAAUAUUCCCUCUGGGAGUCCACUAUGAAGCUGGAGGAAGAUGAAGCUCAUCCAACUCUGAAACCGUCCCAUUUCAUGUCCAUACCCAGCGAUCUACCACCUCAGGAGGACGUUUACAAAAGCGGACGUUCGUCCAGAGAGCUAUCUUUGUGGGAAUGGAGACACUGGCAGCACAAAGCGCUUCCUACCCAUGUUGUUGCUCAUUCUGAACGCUGCAGCCACUUUAUUAAGGUGAUGGAGCUCAUAGACGGCAUGAGAGAGGAAAAUGAGGGGGUGUGUCGUUAUGAACAGGAGCUUCUUCCUUAUCGACACAAAGCAGAUGCUGUUGGCCAUGUGAAGAAAGGACAGAAAAAGACACGGAAGGUCACAAAGUCCUGCAAUAAAACUACUAAAACUGCCAACAGCAGAGUCAAACCUUCUCACUCGACGUCUGAUCUGGAAUGCUUUGACGAUGAAGGAGAUUGGGAAAAUACACGAGGAAAAAGUAUUGUUUCCACAUUUGCUGUGACAAAACCAAGACUUCCCGUUGAACAUGGUACUGAGACGCCUUAUGAUGACAUCACAGGACCUGAGGCCAUUUGUCCUCGACCCUCAAACAAUGACUGUCCAGAAGCUGACAUAGAUGAUGACUGUGCUAUUAUUAACGAGGAGCGCACAGUUGAUGAACCUGUAAGUUUUGACAAAACUUCACAGUUGAUUACAAAUAUUGAUGAAGAUGUUGAACUUCAGGCCAUGUUCUACCUUCCUAAAUGGGAUUCAGUACCUCCUUCCUCCUUUGCUAAACUUCUCUCAGAAAGAGAUCAGAGUCUGAAGGUCAUCCUGGCCAAUGUGGCGGAGCUCCUGUCCCGAUCUCCACCGUCACCGACUGCAGAUUUAGAGGCCGACAUGGCUGCCCCAUCACCUCCUCCCUCUCCUCAGCAACCUCAUCAGCCAUUCCACAUCAGCUUUACACUGGAUGUGGAAGACGACGAUGACGAUGAAGUGAUGAUGAGUGACGCUGAUGAAGCUCCUGUGAGGGCUGAAUUAGAAAAGCCUCCAGUUGAUAAAGAGGACAGUAAAAUGUAUCAUGAUUGGCCUGGUCAGGAGCAGCAGCAGAGCGUCAACAGGGGCAGCGUGGCAGCAAACAGUCCGACCUGGGAUGAGGUUUUUGGGGAGGAGGAAGUGAAUGAUAAUCAUGAUGUAAGAGAUAACCACAAGGAGACAGAUGAUGAGAUUAACAAGGAGGAACCAGUCGGUGAGGGGGCUGAGAAGUACAAUGAAAUGGAAAGUAAGAAUGACGGCAUGACCAAGGAAAAAGAGAGAUGUUGGGAUGAUGAGAGGAACAAGAAAAUGCCAGACUUGACGUACGCUGGUAUGAAAGAUGACUCUCGGUGCAGAGCUCAGAUGGAUGAGAGCAUGGAUCUGUUUGGGGACGACGAGGCCUUCCUGCAGAUGACCAUCCCAGACAUCUCCACUCCUGGCGUCAUGCCCAGGACAUCCCCUAGUGAAGGAGACAUUGCUAAGAGCACAAACAAUACGUCUUUACACACACGUACCCCAACAAACCCAUGUAGUACUACACACACAGCUGAGAGCGCACGCACAUUAAACACGGAUGAUUUAACACAUACUCCGCAUGCCAAGCUGAUGACCCCGAGCGCUACGGAGAGAAAACAAACCGCAGCACCAAGUAACCCUGUAACAGACAAUUUAAUGACGGACAAGGCAAUUACUUCUCAUGGUAAGUCUCCCACAAUGCAACUGGAUUCUGAGUCAUUUGACAGCUCCCAUGACUACUUCCCUGUCAACUUUGACCUCGGCUAUUCACUGGAGGACUCUGACGAAGCAGAGGAAGAGGCUGUUCCCGCUCCAUGUAUGUCGACUUCUCCACAGCCUAAAGAGCAGGCUGACUCUACAGCGUCUUUGCCGGCCAUCUCCAACGGUUCCACUCCCUAUAACAGCUUCCAUAGACAGAGAACGCCUCUGCAGUCCAGUGAAGCCAACAUAUUUAGGCCACAAAUGCCGUCCGAGCAUAGAAAGAGAGAAACGUCCUCUCUUCUGGCUUCGCCUUUGGUGUCUAAAGGUGGUGCACUCCCGUCUCCAAUCACAUCACCAGGAGCUAGGCGGACGCUCAUGUCUGGCACCCCGUCUUUAGUCCCCAGUUUAAGGCAGAGACAACAGGAAGAGAAAUCCCUUCAUCAUUCAGUGGAGUGCGACAGUGAGGAUGAAGUCGUGGUUCAUAAAAGAAGACGUCAGAACAAGGUCAAACCCUUUUCGUCCCCGGAAGUGAUCUCCAGCGACGGGGACUCCCCACUGGUUGUGAAGAGGAAACGCACAGCUGCACUUAAUACUUCUGAUGAACAGAAGGGCGAAGCUGUUUCUGACGAUGAUUUCCAGAAUGAGUUUGCGUUCACACGCAGAACCACAGCGCACGGAGCGGAGAGGGAACGGAUCCAACAGGGCAAAGCCAAGCACCCCGUUUGUCGAAAAGGGCGCCUGUUCCUGGAUGAAGAAGCCGAGCUGUCGGAAGAGGAGGGGUCAGGUGUGUCAUCUGAUGAAGAGGAUGGAGACGAACAGAACCACUCUCUCGAAGGCUUUGUGGUCGACAACACACACUUCUCACAGGGACUGAAUGACUCAGAGAUGCAGGGUGUUUACCUGAAGUCAGUGAGAAGCCCUGCAGUGCAGGGAAAGUUCAAAUUGUCCUACAGAAAUCAUCACAACAUGGACAUAUUUUCUCAGGUGCCUGAGAUGGAUGAAACGUAUGCAGAGAACAGCUUUGUGGUGGGAAAUGAGGUGGAGGAAGUGGGGAGCAGCGAGCAGGAGGCCGAGGACAUCGAACUUAUGCCUGAGGACUCGUAUGUGGAGGGGCGGAGGCAGUAUGCUACCAGAAGGCGCGUUUUCCUUCACAAAGUCAGAGCCGGGGCCGGAGCUAAGACUGCAGCUGGAUGUCCACCAGAGAAGAGAGCUGGGGUGAAAAGCAAGCGCGCCCGUGUCAUACGCAUGAAUGAUUCUAGUGAGGAGGAGACGGAGGAAGGUAAAAAGAGAAGUCUCACAUCAGGAGGGAGUGUUGCUGUCCCCUUGUGGCCGAAGGCUGUACAGCCGGAGCCCAGCAGGCUCCAGCUGCAGCAGCAGAAACCCUCCUCCUGCUCGUCUUCAACCAUAGCAUCAAAGGUCUCAUCGCUGAGCAAGCCACAGAGGUGCUCAGUGAGUGCGGACCAGCAACAUGAGAGCAGGUUUCGCCAGAGGUUAGAAAAUCAGCAUUUGCUCUCCAAUGAACUCGACUUUGAAAAGUCGGAGUUGCUGUUAUCCUCCAAGAAACGACCCCAGGUCCAGGCAGUCCCUUCCACCUCCUCAGUUCCACAGACGUCCUCCUCCGUCAGUGAGCCUCCUGCUGCGUCCGGGCCUGUUUGCAUUCUGGUGGACAGUCGCUGCCUCAGUGGCGCAGUGGAGCUGAUGACCAGCCUCCGUCAGCGCCACGCAGCCACCAUUCACGUUUGCUCGCUGGACGGAAGCUACUUCAUCGUCAGCAACCGCACGGCAGUGGAGAGGCACAGCCAAUCGGAUUUGGCGGCGAUGCAGAACCGGAAACGAUUGGCUGACAAAGUGAACAGCUUGCAGAGAUUGUUUGAGCGUGUUUGUCUGAUAGUGGAGAAGGACCGAACCAAGGCAGGUGAGGCUGCUCGUCCAUUUCAGCGAACACGUUACUAUGACAGCACUUUGACAGCACUGGUGCGUACCGGGGUGCGCUUGCUGUGGAGUGAUGGCUCUGAACAGAGUGCCGGCUUGCUGGCAGACCUGGCCCGGCUGGAGCAGCGUAAAGGUCAGGGCAUCGCUGUACCGCUGGAGGUCAAAGGGCCGCACAGGCAGCAGGCCCUGCAGCUCUACUUGAGCCUGCCCUCAGUCAACUACGUCCAUGCCCUCAGCAUGAGCCACAACUUCAGCUCAAUUGCCCAACUCAUAAACGGCUCCAUUGAAGCCAUACAGAAGGGAGGCUGUAUGAGUCGAUCCAGAGCUGAGGAGAUCUACCGCUUCCUGCGCUACUCCUGCGACUCCUUUUUGAUGAACACAUCUAAAUCGAAAAACAGCUAGCAGGACGGAGGAGAAACACUAGAAGAAAAAACAAUCUGUUCCUCUUUAUUACUCCAUUUCUUCGCCUCCCUUGCCUUUCUUUUCUGUCUCACCAGGAACUAGUUACUAGAAAGACUUACUAUGCUACGUACAGCAACUGCUACUUUAUCUGAAGUUGUAUCUCAAUGAGAAGAGCCUCAGGAUAUUAAUUCAACCCUCUUGCACAAUAAGGAACACCACUCAAAGCUUUUUGUACGUUAUAAUAAAAAGGUUUCUUGAUAUGUGGCACUAAUCCUGUCAGACGGUGUUGAGGUAAAACUGAAUAUAAGAAAUCGAUAUUUGAUUGCCACUUGAAUAACUUAUUGUUUGUUAUAAUAAUGGAUACAUGCAUUUACAAUGCUACUCUGAAAGAAGUUAAUAUGGGAUCAAAUGUCUUUAAUAAACAGCUAUUUUUA
This is a messenger RNA of Cottoperca gobio, 6976 nucleotides long. RefSeq names its product FA complementation group M (gene fancm). The coding region runs from base 225 to 6542 and encodes 2105 amino acids. The transcript is spliced from 24 exons. Gene Ontology annotation, biological process: interstrand cross-link repair; double-strand break repair via synthesis-dependent strand annealing. Gene Ontology annotation, molecular function: four-way junction helicase activity; 3'-5' DNA helicase activity; nuclease activity. The record is from RefSeq and is a predicted model, not a curated record. Lineage: Eukaryota; Metazoa; Chordata; Actinopteri; Perciformes; Bovichtidae.